AUGGAGUGUAACAAGGAUGAAGCUGUGAGGGCUAAGCAAGUUGCAGAGAGUAGAAUGCAAAAGGGUGAGUAUGUGGAGGCGCUGAAGUUUGCUAUCAAGGCCAAAAAACUGUACCCGGAUGUUGAAAACAUUGCUCAGAUCCUUGCAGUUUGUGAGGUUCACAGUGCUGCACUGAACAAACUCUCGAGGGCCGAAAUGGACUGGUAUGGAAUUCUUCAGACAGAGAAACUCUCCGAUGAAGCAGUCAUAAGAAAACAGUACAGAAAGCUUGCACUGCUACUUCAUCCCGAUAAAAAUAAAUUUGCUGGUGCAGAAGCUGCUUUCAAGUUGAUUGGGGAAGCCAAUGGGGUGUUGAAUGAUCAAUCAAAGCGAAUUUUACAUGAUAUGAAAGUUAGAGCCCAUUUACAAGAAAUGAAAGUCAAAGCCAAUUUGAAAGCUGCAGUACCUAAUACCUCAUCUCAUCACUCAAAUGGGAAUGUGUUUGCUGCAAAUCAAGUUCCAAAUGCUACAAAACAUCGGAAAAAUGUUUCUUCAAAUGUCCCAUGUGAACCCAAUCUGAAGCUUCAGACAUUCUGGACAGCUUGCAAUCACUGUAAUACCAGGUUCCAGUUCUACAUAUAUGUUAAGAAUAGAGCCUUAGUCUGUCAAAAUUGUAAGAAAAGCUUUAUAGCUUUUGGUAUGAUUCCACAGACUACCUCAUCAUAUGUACCAUCUGGUGCCUCAAAAGCGGUUCCUACGCAGGUCCCACCAAAUCCAGGCUCAACAAGUAAAGAUGGAAAACCCCUUGGCGGUGGAAGUCAGGAUACUUUUGUGCGGUCUACCCCAUCUAUGAAAACCUGUGCCACUGGAGUUGGUAAGGAUAAUAAAGAUGAAAAGAGUAAGGAUGGCUAUGUUCCCGUGUCCAAACCAAAGGAGUCUCAGGCCUCAAAGAAUGUUGGAAGUAAGAGAGUGAGACAACCAGAACCAGAUUCAAAAGAGAGGUUCAACACUAGAAAUAAUGAUGAAAAUCAAGAUCCUUCAAGGUUGAACGUUAGAAGGUCUUCCAGACAAAAGCAACAUGUUUCAUAUGUGGAAAACCGUGAAGAUGAAAGUUAUGAUGUUACUUCCAAAAAGCCUCGUAAAAAUGAGUCAUUUAACAAUGAUGAAGUUGAGGAAAAGAAUGUGUCUGAAGAAACAAUUUUAAGGAAUACUAGCAAAGAUGAGCCUUCUCAUGUUCAAGGAGACAAGGUAUUGGAGUCAGAUCAUGAUCCUAGAAGGUUCAAAGAGCAAAACUUCUCUCCAUUGAAUUCAGAUAUUCCUUCUAGCCCAGAGAUAAUUUAUUGCCCUGAAACAGAAUUCAAUGAUUUUGAUAAGAACAAGGCUGAGGAUUCUUUUGCUGUUAAUCAAUUAUGGGCAAUUUAUGAUACCUCUGAUGCUAUGCCAAGAUUUUAUGCUCUUGUCAAGAAAGUAGCCUCCCCUUUCAAUCUGCAUAUUAUAUGGUUGGAAGCUGACCCAGAUGAGGAUGAAGAGGUUGAUUGGUACAAUGCAGAUUUGCCUAUUGCUUGUGGUAAAUUCAAACUUGCUAACUCUCAGAAAACUACAGACCUUGGUAUGUUCUCUCAUCAAAUUCAGUGUAUAAAAGGAAAUGGCAAAAAAUCUUUCCUAGUGUAUCCCAAAAAGGGAGAAACUUGGGCAGUUUUCAGUAAUUGGGAUAUCAAUUGGAGUUCUAACCCAGAAAAUUUUCUUAAGCGUGAAAUUGCUUAUGUGGAAAUUGAAUCCGAUUUUUCUGAAAAUGUUGGCAUUGAAGUAUCUCUCCUAGGCAAAGUGAAAGGCUUUACGAGUCUCUUUGAGAAGUCUGGAAAGAAUGGAGAGAAAACAUUCUGUAUUCUACCAAAGGAGAUAUAUAGAUUCUCACAUCAAAUUCCUUCAUACAAGAUGACCGGUGAUGAAAGGGAAGGUGUUCCCAGAGGAUGUUUUGAACUUGAUCCUGCAGCCCUGCCAGCCAACGUCUUUGAAGCUUCUGAAGAAUAG
Lathyrus sativus (Indian pea) is the source of this 2010-nucleotide messenger RNA. NCBI's taxonomy places the organism in Eukaryota, Viridiplantae, Streptophyta, Magnoliopsida, Fabales, Fabaceae. The record is from the annotation of a GenBank genome assembly.